This is a messenger RNA of Sclerotinia trifoliorum, 1892 nucleotides long. NCBI's taxonomy places the organism in Eukaryota, Fungi, Ascomycota, Leotiomycetes, Helotiales, Sclerotiniaceae. The record is from the annotation of a GenBank genome assembly.
CCAAAAAUCAAUCAAUCCUCUGACGUUAUCUCAAGCUGCCUCGUUGGUUUUAUUAUUUGUCCAUCAAGCUAUCAAACUAUCAAACUAUCAAACUAUCAAAUUAUCAAGCUAUCAAUCUUUCAAAAACAUUUACCUUUACAAUACAUCUUCAAAACAUCUGAGGAUUCAUCGAAGCACCUUUCGGAAUAUAGCAACAGUAAUUUCCUACAGCAAUCAUGUCGGACAACGAUAAUCAUGACGAAUUGAUCUCCCAAUUCUGCGAAGUUACCAAUGUCUCCCCAUCAGAGGUAAGUUUAUAAAUUAAGCAGGAAGCACGAAUAUCGUUAUAUAUGUUCUUACACCCUUGAAUACUAAGUAUUGAUCGCUAAUUCAUCUCCUACUGUUAAUUUUAGGCCCAACAAUUUCUCGCUGCAAAUCAAUGGGACUAUGCAGGAGCCAUGGCGGAAUAUUUUACUUCUCAAGAAGAGGGAAACACAGGCACUUCAGGACCCUCGGGAGAUAACCAUCAGAGUGAGACCCAACCAUCACCUUACACUGGACCACGAACACUAGAUGGUAGGCCUGCUCCAGAUAACGGUAAACAACCCGCAAAGUCAACUGGCGCAACUGGCAGAGCUGGAGGACGUGGAGGCAUCGCAACUCUUGGGUCUUUGAAUCAAGGUUCUUCUGGUCAGCCUGGCUCAGGCCAUGGUGCCCAUGUGGAUGAUGAUGAUGAUUCAGAUGAACAAGACUAUGAGCCAGCCGAGCAACCGAGGGAUUUAUUUGCUGGUGGGGAAAAGUCAGGAUUGGCUGUUCAAGAUCCCUCGAGAAAACCCGAUGCGAGAAAGAUUGUUGGUGAUAUUUUAAAACAAGCUAAGGCGUAAGUUUCCUGUUCCAAGUUUUCAAACUACAACCCUUACAAGAUAUAGAAAUUCAAGAGGAAACGGAGAACCAUCUUCGGCACAGCCACCAUCUCGAUUCCGUGGCAGCGGUCAAACCCUCGGUGGUGACGAGACUCCUUCACAAGUCAUCCCCGAUCCUCGCUCAGCUUCAACUCCUUCUGAACCUCCAAUCACAAGAGUCUUACACCUUUGGGAGGAUGGAUUUAGUGUUGAAGAUGGCCCACUUCGUCGAUUCGAUGACCCCGCGAAUGCGCAAGACCUUCAGGCUAUACAACGUGGUCGCGCUCCUCUUCACUUGAUGAAUGUUAGGCAAAAUCAACACGUCGAUGUACAGUUGCACAAACAUGAUGAACCAUACAAAGCUCCACCUAAGGUUUACAAGCCUUUUGGUGGAUCAGGCCAGAGACUUGGUAGUCCUACACCAGGUGGUUCACCGAGUGCUACAACCGCGCAGCCUCCAUCCAGGGUAUCUGCGCCAGCAGUCGCUUCAAGCGAAAACCCGGAAGUUCAGAUCGAUUCAUCGCAACCAACACUCACCCUAAGAAUCCAAUUAGCGAACGGCACUCGUCUCCCAGCUCGAUUCAACACUACGCACACAGUAGGUGAUGUGUAUGAGUUCAUUGAAAGAGCUUCCCCUGGCAGUAGCGAACGACCUUGGGUACUAGCAACAACUUUCCCGAACAAAGAGCAUACUGAGAAGGGCCAGAUCUUGGGUGAAAUGCCAGAAUUCAAGAGAGGUGGCACAGCCGUACAGAAAUGGGCUUAGGAGUGUUGUAGAGGUGCUAGAUAGGACUGUAAUAGAGAUUUGCCAAAGAAAAAUUGAAUCAAUAAUGAAAAGGCUUCAACGGCGUUUUAAGGAACUAUGGGAUAGCACAUACAUGGUAUUUCGAUGCAUAGAUAGCUGGUCUGAUACUUCGCAAUGACAGACAGAAUUGAGUUCGUCGAUGAAGAGAACUCGAUAUGAAAAUCAUUGACAUAGAACAGUUUCUCGUAAUGAAACCUCGCCACUGC